AAACACAUUGAAAACAACCCAACUGUUUGAAAAUUUUCGAAUCAUUUUACCGUUGCUUCCCGUUCAAUUCGUAGUUUAUUACUUAUCAAUUUCCAGUCUAGCUCCAGCCAUUUUCCCAGUCUAGCUCCAGCCAUGCCGUUCGAGGUCCUUGACCUGAACAAGAUCUGUAUCGAUUACUUCAAGCCCUUGGUGCCACCAGAGAAGAAGAAAUAUAUCGACUUCGACUCAGUGGAGGUCAACCUGGAUUACAUGACGGUGAUGUAUGAUGAGACCAAGUACUUCAAGAAAGACGCCCCUCCCACACCCACGGCCCACAUCCUGUACCGGGCCAACUUUGUCAACAAAACCCCCCGCCCCCAGACCUACGUGCUGAUGACGGAGCGCGAGACCAGCUCCUCGUGCGAGCUGGACAUCCUCAAGACGUUUUCCUUCGGAGGGGAGGUGGGGGUGGGGGUCGAGCCACCAGGGGCUGGCUCCGGGCUCAAGGUCACUUUCAAGGCCGAGAAGUCCAAGCAAAAAGGUACCACAAUCACCAACGAGCAAGAGCUGACCUGGGCCAUAGAUACGAACGUGACAGUCCCGCCCGGCCACCAGACGAGAGCUGAGCUUAUCGUCAAGGAGGAAGAUUAUGGCGGGGACUUUGAGGUCGUCUGCACCUUCGAGGGCACCGCCAGCGUGACCUUCUUCCACAUCCGGGACAAGGACGCCAUACACGUUGAGGCCAAGGACGUGGUGUCAAUCUUCACACCCAAACAUGGCUUCUUGCUGGACGGGGAUGGCAGACCGACCUUCGUCAUCAAGGGGGUCUGCAAGUGUCGCGUGGGGGUCGAGCAGUUGAUCGACUUGCAGCAGUCCGUCAUUGAAGAGACUGAAGCAAAGAAGAAAUAGGGCGUCACCAGUCAGGCAGCACAAGUGAUACAACCAAAGCCGCUUUCUGCUGGCGUUGUCUCUGUUGUGUUCGAACAUACCCUUGUCAGUUUAUGGAGUUUGAUGUUUGCCACUUUUUGUCAUUUAAAAAAAAAGUAAACCAGAAAAUGUAGAACAGUUUUCUUCAAAUAUUUGAAAACUCAAGUCAAUGAAUUGAUUUUGUUUUGGAA
Physella acuta is the source of this 1097-nucleotide messenger RNA. RefSeq lists its product as uncharacterized. The record is from RefSeq and is a predicted model, not a curated record. Lineage: Eukaryota; Metazoa; Mollusca; Gastropoda; Physidae.